Hyla sarda is the source of this 2175-nucleotide messenger RNA. It is a transcript of the gene ESRRG, whose product is annotated as estrogen related receptor gamma. Gene Ontology annotation, molecular function: sequence-specific DNA binding; nuclear steroid receptor activity; steroid binding. NCBI's taxonomy places the organism in Eukaryota, Metazoa, Chordata, Amphibia, Anura, Hylidae. The record is from RefSeq and is a predicted model, not a curated record. The coding region runs from base 432 to 1793 and encodes 453 amino acids. Gene Ontology annotation, biological process: regulation of DNA-templated transcription. The transcript is spliced from 11 exons. Gene Ontology annotation, cellular component: nucleus.
CCCAGCACCCCUCCCAAGUGGAGGUCGUGGGAGCCGGUGAGAGGAGGCGUGUGUGCGCGCUCAGUGCUCCUGCAUGGUUUACUAUCAAUAUCACCCAACCGGCUACCUGACUGCUUACCACCAGGUAUCACAUGGUGAACUAUCCAUAACAACCAAAGACAUUGUUAUCUACCUGGAAUUUACAUCACUCUGAAGUCUUCCAUGAGAUUUUCCUCACGUCUUCCAUAAGAUCAUCACUGUGCCUCUUCUCCGAAAUCUCCUGUGAGAACUGGAAUUGCUUUUGAGGAGCUUAUAAGGACAUGAUCAUUGAAGAAAAAAAUUAGAAAGUCUACAGAACUCAUCAAAGUUUUCAGAGUGUACAGAUCAAAUAUUGGAGAAUAUAGGAAAAUAAAAUAAAGAGCGUUUCGUUGGAUCCCUAAUUUUAAAACAAGAUGACUUCCAGGGAUUUUCCUAACUUGUCUCAGCCGUGGAUGAAGCUUCUCUGCAGAAUGUCAAGCAAGGAUCGACACAUUGAUUCAAGCUGCUCGUCAUACAUCAAGACGGAACCCUCAAGCCCAGCCUCGCUGACGGACAGUAUCAACCAUCACAGUCCAGGCGGCUCCUCAGACGCCAGUGGAAGCUACAGUUCCACGAUGAACGGGCACCAGAAUGGACUGGACUCUCCCCCGUUGUACCCCGCUGCGGGCCUUGGCGGCAAUGGGCCCGUCAGGAAAAGAUACGAUGACUGCUCCAGCACCAUUGCCGAAGAUUCACAAACCAAAUGUGAAUACAUGCUCAAUGCUAUGCCCAAGAGACUGUGUCUGGUGUGUGGUGACAUUGCAUCAGGUUACCAUUAUGGGGUGGCUUCAUGUGAAGCCUGUAAGGCUUUUUUCAAAAGGACAAUUCAAGGAAACAUAGAAUACAGCUGUCCAGCCACGAAUGAAUGUGAAAUCACAAAGCGUAGACGCAAGUCCUGCCAAGCCUGCCGCUUCAUGAAGUGUUUAAAAGUCGGCAUGCUGAAAGAAGGCGUACGUCUUGACAGAGUUCGUGGAGGCCGACAGAAGUACAAGCGCAGAAUAGAUGCGGAGAACAGCCCGUACCUGAAUCCUCAGCUUGUCCAGCCAGCCAAAAAGCCAUAUAACAAGAUUGUCUCACAUUUGCUGGUGGCUGAGCCAGAGAAGAUCUAUGCCAUGCCUGACCCGACCAUUCCCGACAGUGACAUCAAGGCCCUCACUACCUUGUGUGACCUGGCUGACCGAGAGCUGGUCGUCAUUAUAGGAUGGGCCAAACAUAUUCCAGGAUUCUCCACCUUGUCCCUUGCCGAUCAGAUGAGUCUCCUACAGAGUGCAUGGAUGGAGAUCUUGCUACUAGGCAUAGUAUACCGAUCCCUCUCCUUCGAGGACGAGUUGGUCUACGCCGAAGACUACAUCAUGGAUGAAGACCAGUCAAAACUGGCAGGGCUGCUGGAACUGAACAACGCCAUCCUGCAACUUGUCAAGAAAUACAAGACCAUGAAACUGGAGAAGGAAGAGUUCGUAACCCUCAAAGCUAUAGCACUUGCUAAUUCAGACUCCAUGCAUAUAGAAGACGUUGAAGCUGUUCAGAAACUUCAAGACGUCUUACACGAGGCUCUGCAGGAUUAUGAAGCUGGCCAGCACAUCGAAGACCCUCGCCGGGCUGGCAAGCUGCUGAUGACUUUGCCGCUGCUUCGACAAACGUCCACCAAGGCCGUCCAGCACUUCUACAACAUCAAACUGGAAGGGAAAGUUCCUAUGCAUAAACUUUUUUUGGAAAUGCUUGAGGCCAAAGUCUGACUAAAAAAGAAGCUUUGGUGACCCAGUAGCACCACUGAGUAAAAAUAAAGAAAGAAAGAAAGAAAGAAAGAAAAAAUAAGGGAAAUUAUGUCUAAUUAUAAUGGCAAAUAAUGUACUGAAUCUUAAGCAAGUGACUGCACUGACAUGAGUAGCAGCAAGACUGGAGCAGCUUUCAACUUUUCAUUCUGCGUUGUACUUGUGCAGAUAUUUUCCUCUCCCGAUUUUUUUUUUGCUGCUGAACUUAAAAUAAAGAGUAAAAAAAAAAAAAACUAAAAAUGUAAAAAAGUCUUUAAAUAAGAGAGAUGGAAGCCAGCCCUGCCAAAGGACAGAAAUCCAUAGGCCAGAAAGCCACUGAAUUCAGUAUGGACCACAAGGCCCCCCC